Messenger RNA from Aspergillus ibericus CBS 121593, 1798 nucleotides. RefSeq lists its product as uncharacterized. NCBI's taxonomy places the organism in Eukaryota, Fungi, Ascomycota, Eurotiomycetes, Eurotiales, Aspergillaceae. The transcript has 4 exons. Bases 1 to 1620 code for a protein of 539 amino acids. The record is from RefSeq and is a predicted model, not a curated record.
AUGGGGCAGCGGGAAGUACCUUUCGUUAAUGUCACGUUUGACUCGAAAGCCGACCCUGGAUUGGCAGAAUCACAGAGGAUUGCUCACUCACAUGCUGCUCGCUCUGCGCAUGCUCGCGUCCGACGAUUGCGGAUGAUACAGUAUCAGGCACAACAGCGGGCAAAGAUGCGCACACUUAAAAGCGAUAGAAAGGUGACGGUCGUCAUACCUCUGAUGCGGUGCAAUGAGAGCGCAGUGUUCUUCACGCAGCGCAUGAUCAGACUUUGGGUUCCCACUGCGAUCACCGAUCUGAGCCUGCUCAACAUCGUGUUGCUUGCCUCGUGCCGUCACUUGUCUGUUGGCUAUGGACAGGGACAGCAAGCACAGCAAUGUACCUUUCAGCAACUGAGCUUUCAGUACAAGUCCAAGAGUCUGCAGGCACUAAGGCAUGCCAUUUCGGCCGAGAUGCCCUUGCUGAGUGACUCGACAGUCGCGAAAGCGAUUAUGCUUGCCUAUGACGAGAAUCAAGCCACGAGUGAACGGUACCAUGUCGCUCCGCAAAACUUCAUGUCUGUCAUGUGUGACAGCAAAACGUCGAGUGCAGCACCCGAGGUCCGCCUAGACGCCGGUAAUGCAAGUGACUUCACUGGCACGGAACUCGGCGGAUCCAUGCGUGUAGACAGUGUCAUAGAUCAAUCUCUAGUCGUCGGUUCUGAGGAGGGAUCUCUCGACCCACUCUGGUGGCCAGACCUGAAAGAAACGACCGAGUGGCUCUCUUUGACCGGUGCAAUCGGUGGUGCAUCUUCCGCAUUACCCCGACUGGAACGUCGCGUCUUGGAGUUCUGGCCUCGUAUUAACGACACAAACACCUGGGCAUUCUGCAUCCAGACCUUCCUAGGCUAUGUCGAUAAUUUCCUGAAUACGGGUACCCUGCCUCUCGUCGAUUCAUUACCUGAUCGUCAAGGGGAUCCGCCACCUAUUUUACGUGAUGUAUACGGGGUUUGCGCGGCAUAUCGCACUUGUCAACCAGGAACCCGGCCUUUCUAUCUCACACUGUUGAAAGCCGGUGUCGACAACGCGAGCACAAGUAACGCAUCGCACACCGAACUGCAGGACCGACUAGAUCGCCUGCAAGCAUUGAUACUCUACUACAUCUUAUUUCUUGCAGGUGGUGUUCGUGACCAAUUCGUGUUCAUCCAAGUGGACUGUAUGUUAGCGCAGAGCACAGCCGAUCUCGAGCGGACGGAAUUAGAACUUCGGCAGACAUCCGAAGUAAUGAAUCCACAUCCUUCCCAAAGCCACUGGAAGAACAGGGUGUUUUGUGAGAAUGCCCGACGACUCAUCAUGAUCUCGUAUCUGGUGCGGGCUGUCUAUGCAGUGGUCCACUUCCACCGAUGUGAUUUUAUCAAAUACCUGGCUGGGCUACCUGUCUCUACUCCGCCGGACACGGAUCUGUCUGUGGAGGGGGACGUUGGAGGACCAAAUCCUGCGCAAUUGGUCUCGGGAGUCGUUUCUUAUGAUGAACUUGUGAGUGUCUGGGAGCAGGGAGGAUUGUCUCAGGUGGAUGAGUUUAGGUUUCUUUUGCUGGUUGCGUGCAAAGGGUUGGAUACGGUUCAGGGGAAAAUUCUCCCCAGUAUGUGAUGGUGAACGCUGAGUACCAUAACUGCCGAAUGCGUAUUACCGUAAUCUGCAAUUUACUGGGUAAAAAAACAAAAACUGCAACGAAAAGACCCAUUUCAAUCAGUUGUGAUGUUGGAAGACAUCGAUAGGUCCGUGCAGGUCUUGUGAUGGAUGCUUUGCGGAGGAAAGUGGGUCCAGG